This is a messenger RNA of Manihot esculenta (cassava), 945 nucleotides long. RefSeq lists its product as uncharacterized. The transcript is spliced from 2 exons. The coding region runs from base 61 to 852 and encodes 263 amino acids. The record is from RefSeq and is a predicted model, not a curated record. Gene Ontology annotation, cellular component: membrane. Lineage: Eukaryota; Viridiplantae; Streptophyta; Magnoliopsida; Malpighiales; Euphorbiaceae.
CCAGUAUUAAGGUUGACGAGUAGCGUGAUCUGAGGCUGAGAGUGAGUGCCAGCGAGAACGAUGCAGAAAUGGUGGAAGUUAGCAGUAGUAGUGGGGAUCGUUGGGAUAUUCAGGGAAUUGAGCAAACAAUUGGGAUGGGAUAAAGACGCUGCUCUCCAGGUGUUUGCUGAAUGGUCCGAUCGGUUGGGAGUGUGGGCGAUGCCUGUUUAUGUUGGGAUUCACACUGUUAGCCUCGCACUAUGUUUGCCCUACUCUGUUUUCUUCGAGGCUGGCGCUUCUUUACUCUUCGGAUUCUUUCCUGCUGUUCUCUGCGUGUUUUCCGCCAAAGUCUUCGGGGCUUCCCUCUCCUUCUGGAUCGGCAGGUUAGUUUUCAGGAGUUCAAGUUCAGCCAUGGAAUGGGCACAGAGAAAUAAAAUUUUCCAUCUCCUUUCUAGAGGAGUUGAACGCGAUGGUUGGAGAUUUGUCCUGCUUGCCCGCUUCUCUCCAAUGCCCUCUUAUGUAAUCAACUAUGCACUAGCUGCUACAAAAGUUGGGUUCCUGGUGGAUUUCCUGCUCCCCACAGUCAUUGGCUGUUUGCCAAUGAUCUUACAGAACACAUCCAUAGGCAGCCUUGCUGGUGCUGCCGUUGCUUCUACAUCUGGGUCUCAGAAAUCUCAGGUGUGGUCUUACAUAUUUCCCAUACUUGGUAUUGUAUCCAGCGUCCUUAUUUCCUUGAGAAUAAGAAAGUACUCCAAUGAUAUCACAACAGUAGCAUCCUCUCCUAGCAAUCAUGCUAGUGACUGUAAUGAUGUUGAUUCAUCUCAAACACUUUCUGGUAGAACAGGUGGUGACAGACCAAAGAAGAGUCGUUAGAGAAGAUGCAACUAGUGGAAUAUUUCCAUGGAUAUUUUUGCUAAUUCUCCUCUUAUAAAUACAUAUGAUUUCUAAUCCACUGUGUUUUCUUUA